AUGGUUGAUUGUUUUGGGAUUUUUGGUCCCAUUUUCAUUGACAAUGAACAAUUGGUACUUAGUUUCUUGUUUCAGAGUGUGACGAAUGUUGAUUGGGUCUUUUUUAUUGGAGAAGACGUUGUUGCUUCAUGUGAGCCAUAUGUUCCAGAGAUAAGAAGGACUGAGGGUGCCCCAAUUCAAUCAAGGGAAAUCAUGGAUAAUAAAUAUAUCGAUUGCAACGACAUUGGUGUUGAGUAUUUAAACGUUGGUGUCAAUUGUCCAAUGUCUCAAGUUCUCAACAAUCCAUAUACUAAUGUUAUAGAUGUAGUUUUCCCACAAGAUUUGCCUGGGAAUACUACUUCCUUACCCCAAAGUCCACUUGUGGUCCAAUUAAGCCACUUUAAUUGUGGUGGACUGGCAGUCAGCGUAUGCAUAUCACACAAGAUUGCUGAUGGACUGGCAGUCAGUGAGAUUGAGGGACCUUAUCUUGAUGUUCUUGCAAGGUUUGAUAGGUUACUAGGAAGAGGCACCAAGCAAUGGGUUAUUAGUCCAUUACUUCCAAUCGCGACUAUUAAUGAUGAUGAUGAUCAAAACAACAUGAUCCAUCGUCACGAGUGUUUGAAAUGGAUAGACAAACAAGAAACAAACUCGAUAUUAUUAGUGUCAUUUGGUACAGCAAUAUCCUUAUCCACAGAGCAAAUCAAAGAGCUUGCUAUCGGGUUGGAAAAGAGUCAACAAAUGUUGAUUUGGAUAGUGAGUGACGUGUUGUUAAAAAAAGGUGAACAAUUCCAAAUUUCCAAAGGUUACGAAGAGAGAGUACAAGGAAGAGGAGUCGUGGUGAAGGAUUGGGCACCCCAAUUGGAAAUCUUGGGGCACUCAGCAACAGGAGGAUUCUUGACUCAUUGUGGGUGGAAUUCUAUUUUGGAGUCUGUUACCAUGGGAAUUCCAUUAGCCACAUUUCAUAUGGUUUUUGACCAACCGAGGAAUGCAGUGCUCAUCACAAAUGUGCUCAAAAUUGGCAUUGAGGUGAAGGAUUGGGAACGACGUGAUGAGUUAAUUACAUCCACAACUAUUGAGACCACGAUAAGAAAAUUGAUGGCUUCAUCAGAAGGAAAUGAGGUGCGGAAGAAUAUGGUAGAAUUGGGUAAAAAAGUUAGACAAUCCAACAGUGUUGGUGGCGAUUCUAAGAAAGCAAUGAAUUCUUUCAUUGCUCACUUUACUAGAUCCUAG
This is a messenger RNA of Solanum dulcamara, 1209 nucleotides long. Its product is annotated as zeatin O-xylosyltransferase-like. The record is from RefSeq and is a predicted model, not a curated record. Gene Ontology annotation, molecular function: UDP-glycosyltransferase activity. The transcript is spliced from 3 exons. NCBI's taxonomy places the organism in Eukaryota, Viridiplantae, Streptophyta, Magnoliopsida, Solanales, Solanaceae. The coding region runs from base 1 to 1209 and encodes 402 amino acids.